Sinocyclocheilus grahami is the source of this 1816-nucleotide messenger RNA. RefSeq names its product G patch domain containing 3 (gene gpatch3). Lineage: Eukaryota; Metazoa; Chordata; Actinopteri; Cypriniformes; Cyprinidae. The record is from RefSeq and is a predicted model, not a curated record. Gene Ontology annotation, molecular function: nucleic acid binding. The coding region runs from base 11 to 1726 and encodes 571 amino acids. Gene Ontology annotation, biological process: positive regulation of DNA-templated transcription; negative regulation of RIG-I signaling pathway; negative regulation of type I interferon production. The transcript is spliced from 7 exons.
AGUCUGAAGUAUGGCGGCGUCGGAAGACGAGACGUUUUUCGUUGUAAACAACAUUCCCGCUCUGUUCCGAUCCGCAGAGCUGAGGAACUAUUUCAGUCAGUUUAUCGAGAGUAAAGGGUUCGCGUGCUUCCAUUACCGCCAUCGGCCGGAGCUUCGCGUGCAGGGCGCGGGGUAUACCGCGGUAAGUAGCGCAAGCAGCGGGCGGAGCGCGGAGGGGAAAGCCGCGGGCUCGUGCUGUUGUGUGGUAUCGGUUCGCUCUCGGGAAUCAGACAGAUUCGUGAAGAUGUACUCGGGGAACCACUGGAUCGACUCUAAAGGAAACUGGCUGAGAAGAAAGUGUUUGAUCCGGAGGGUCAGAGUAUCGGAGCAGGCCGAGCAUAAUUCAUUCCCGUACAAGACAAAGGCCGAGAUGAGACGGCACGUCGCCCAGUCAGAGCAUUUCACGCUGUCGGACCUCAAGGGCCUGCCGGAGCUCAAUCCGCCCUCGCUCAUGCCGGUGGGGAACGUCGGCACGCCUGUGUGCGUUUUCCUGGAGCUCAUCCAGUCCUGCCGUCUGCCGCCGCGGCUCAUCCGCAAACUGGGGCUCACGUUUCCCAAGACGGGCUCGAGUCGCCGCUACGGGAACGUGCCCUACCUGUAUCACAACACGGCCCUCGUGAGCCGCGCGGAGGAGAGCGUCUUCACCGCCGGAGGAAUCGAGAUCUCGGCGCCUGGCCACCUGGACACGCCCACAAACUCACAGACAGUAGAUAAGGACACGCCCACAAACUCACAGACAAUCGAUAAAGGCACGCCCACAAACUCACAGAAAGUAGAUAAGGACACGCCCACAAACUCACAGAAAGUAGAUAAGGACACGCCCACAAACUCCCAGACAGUAUAUAAGGACACGCCCACAAACUCCCAGACAGUAUAUAAGGACACGCCCACAAACUCACAGACAGUAGAUAAGGACCCGCCCACAAACUCACAGACAGAUGAAGAGGACCCGCCCACAAACUCACAGACAGAUGAAGAGGACACGCCCAGUUCUCCACUUGUCAAUCAAGAGUCAGGAAGUGAAGAGGAGCUGUCCGACCCUGAUGAUGACGAUGACCGCUGUGAGGAGUGGGAGCGUCACGAGGCCCUCCACGAGGACGUCACCAGUCAGGAGCGCACUAAAGAGAGGCUGUUUGAGGAGGAGAUCGAGCUCAAGUGGGAGAAGGGCGGAUCGGGCCUCGUCUUCUACACAGACGCUCAGUUCUGGCACGAGGAGGAGGAAGGAGAUUUCGACGAGCAAACAGCAGACGACUGGGACGUGGAUAUGAGCGUCUACUAUGACAAAGACGGAGGCGAUAUGGACGCCAGAGAUUAUGUGCGCAUGCGCUCUGAGAGGAGGCUGCGGGACGGUCUGGACGGUCUGCCGGGACGCCAGCAGAAAAUCGGCAGCUUUGAGCGCUUUACAAAGGGAGUGGGCCGGCGUGUGAUGGAGAAGCAGGGCUGGAGGGACGGAGAAGGGCUCGGGAACAGCCGGAUGGGAAUCCCAGAGGCGCUGUUGAACGAAGGCCAGCAUCCCAACUGUAAGAGAGGCUUCGGGUAUCAUGGAGAAAAGCUCAGCUCAUUCCUUCCACUAAAAAAACCCAGAAAAGACUUCCACAUCUCCACAGUUUAUGAUGAACCUAAAGACAUGGAUAAAGGCGAUGAAGUGCUGCGGCGUCAACCCAGCACCAGCAUGAAGUACCGCUGAUCACCAGUGAUGUUCACUAUUAAGACUGUCUGUCUGCUGAAAACAAUGACUGUUUUUACACAGAGCUGUACUUUAUUUUCUGUAACUUUU